Messenger RNA from Babesia microti strain RI, 1083 nucleotides. RefSeq lists its product as hypothetical. Lineage: Eukaryota; Apicomplexa; Aconoidasida; Piroplasmida; Babesiidae. Gene Ontology annotation, cellular component: membrane. Gene Ontology annotation, molecular function: serine-type endopeptidase activity. The transcript has a single exon. The coding region runs from base 1 to 1083 and encodes 360 amino acids. The record is from RefSeq and is a predicted model, not a curated record.
AUGAGGCAAAUAUGCCGCUGCUUCUGGUUAUCAUUGUUCAUCAGUGGUUGUGUGGCAAUUUACACGGCAAAUUCUACCCAUCAUAUAUGUCUGGCUGGUACCCCUGGUGGUUUCAUUAGGCCAUCGACUCGGCCGAUAGGUGUGGUGGCCAGCAGAUACGCCAGCCCCGCGUAUCGUAUAGAUAUGUGCCAGAACAGUGUGCAUAAAAUGGCUAAAAAUAUUGCUGGUUCGCUAAAUUUCGUUGGAUGUAACGAUAUAGUGGCCAACUUGGCCACUAAACUAAAAACAUUUGUCCCUGAUGAUAUGCUUAAUUUGAAGCUUCCCUUCCAGUCUUUAAUCUACUUCUCCACCUUAUCCAUUUACCUGGUCGAUUCAUUCAUCUUUGAUGGCCUUUUUGCCGGAUUAUUCGAGCUAAGGGGCAAUGCCCUGGCUGUGAAUGAAGAGGCUUAUCGCAUCCUAACCUCCCUAUUCAUACACCGAGACUGGUCUCACCUGGCAAUGAAUUUGCUUAGUUUCUCGACAAUCGCUCCCAUGGUCAUCAAGGCGACAGGGCCAAUUAAAGCCCUGCUAAUUUACAUCCUUUCAGGAAUAAUCGCAAACUACGUAACAUACGUCUAUCACGUUUUGCACGAGAAGGGAAUACCCAUUCAAGGGGAAUUUGAUGACGGACGGUUUGAUCCUGUUAUUGAUAUAUCUAAAAAAUAUUAUGAAGCUGUUAGAAUGUUCAAAGAAUUCCCCUUUCCAAAGUACCUCUUUCUGCACUUUAAAAGUCUACUUAGACGUUUACUAUAUGGCAAACCAAAGUAUUCAACGCUUAAAUUAAAUCCAACGCUGCACUCUUUCACUGCCAGAGGGGCCAGUGGCGCUAUCUAUGGUCUGCACGGUGCAUACAUGAUUUAUAGAUGGAACAAAGAAGGGAUUAUGGCUAUUCCUACAGGAUUCUUGCUGCCCAAUAGGAUCUGGGAGAUUAUUCUAUCUUCCCUACUCAAUUCAUUGGGCGAUAACCAUAUAGAUACUGUGGCGCACGUGUCGGGUUUUAUUGCGGGAAUGUUAAUAGGAUCAGUUAUAAAGUUGUACUCCUAA